Messenger RNA from Penaeus vannamei (Pacific white shrimp), 2074 nucleotides. NCBI's taxonomy places the organism in Eukaryota, Metazoa, Arthropoda, Malacostraca, Decapoda, Penaeidae. The record is from RefSeq and is a predicted model, not a curated record.
CUUCAGAGGCCUGAUUUCCCGUUGGUAUUCCUCCUUCGCUAGGAACUUCGGCGCCGCGUGGUGAUGGCGGCGCGGCGCAGGACGUGGCUGGUGCUGCUCGACUGCGAGGUGGCACCGCACGCCCUUCCAUGCGCCACGCCGCGCUCCUGGCCCUCCCGCGCACCCUCCCACGCCGCCGUCCUCUGCGUGGUGGCUGAUAGGUCCGAGUGCGCCAGGCGCCUGCACUGCGCUGUUGUUGCCCAGAUUGAGCAUCCCCUUGGCCUUGCAUCCACCCUCGCUUCCUACCUGCCCGUUGCCCACGCCCACCACGAGUCGCACACCCACUCUACCGGAGCAUCUGAUUCGUUCGCCCAGGCGGCCACGCUGAUCGCCGCCUACGCCCAUUCUCUGCUCAGCGUUCGUGGUGAGUACGGGAGCCAGGGGUGGCACCGUCAGCCGAUGCUACCAGAGACACUGCUGGUAGAGGCGCUGGAAACCGCCCGGCACCACUCCAUGUCCAGCUCCUCCGCCAACCCGGCUUGGGAGGUUCUGGCCAAACUCCUGUCCAAGAUAGUGUACGGAAGUGUGAUGGCGUCUGAUUUGGACCAGCUGGUAGUUGACAGACUCUUCAGUGACCACCUGAACAGUCACGUUUUCCCAGCCAAAACGAAAUUCCGACACGCAGAUUCGCAGCAGACAGAUACAACCACGGAGGGCACUAGGCAGACAAGCGAGUCAAGAGCAGAAACAGCAGAACUUCAGGAAGAGGACGAAGAGAGUCGAAGGGCACCCGUGGGAAGGGAGGACGCCGUGCCAUCUAUGCGCUCACAAGCCCGCGAAGGACCGAGCAAAAAUGCAAUAUUGUUGCAUUCCUUCCCUGAGAAGGACCUCAGCCUAGACCUCGAGCAGCCGCCGCAGCUGACUGUGGACUAUUUAAGCGAGGACGCGCAGGCCCAUGAAAGGACUCUGCUGGGUGUCCACGAAGACGGUGGAAGACAAAAGGAACAAGAGAAGCUGAUGAAGACCUUGGACGUGUUCGCCGAGGAGCCCGCAGUUAGCGUGCCGGCGUGGGCGGUGUUGGCGAUGAUCUCGGAACUCCGCGCCGCAAUGGCCGGCCCCGUGAGCAUGCGGGCGGCUCUGGUGACCAGGGAGGAGGACCUGGAGACGCGGGCGUGGCAGCAGGAGACGCGAAUCUGGGACAGCACCUACGACUACGCUCACGGUCGCCUGAAGCUCAUCCAAGAGAUGGUUCGCUGCGGCUCCGCGCGCCCGUCUACUGCGCUGCGGAUCCUGGCUGAUCUCUUGCGGACCUGCGUGCUGGAGCCCGAAGUCGCAGCUUCACUAGCGGGCGUAGACGCGGACGAGGGCGAGGUGCGGGCAGGCCAGGAGAACAGGAUGCGAGUGGAGACAGCGAGGACGGUGGUAGCGGCCACGAGGCGCGUCUGUGAGGAGUGGCGGGCAAGGCAUAAGCACCUACUCACUUGGGCAGAGCACGAGACACCCCCAACGGAGGUGCAGCUGGGCCUCCUGGCGGAACCUGGAUGGUUCCUCACGCGGCUGCGAGAAGCCGUGUGUACGCGCGCCCAUUGGCCACUGCACGGCUCCCUUGUGCACGCGCGCCCGGUCACCUGCACGCCCGCGGAACGUCCACAACAGGGCGUGUACGCAUCAGGGGCGCGGUUGGUGGGCGGCUGUUGGUCGGGCGAAGAGGUCGUUCCCGAGGAUGGCGAGGGCGAUGGGCGUCCCCUCACGCUCAUGCUCACCGUUUCGCACGCCCUUCCGCCCACACCUGUGGGCUGGGUGUGGGUGCCCAUGGUGAGCAGAUCCCCGUCAGCGGCUCCCCUCUUCCCUGUGUUAUUGCCUCUCCAUCCCUCCUUCGAGUCCACCCGCACGCCGCUCCAUCUCUUGCCCCUGUGAGGGUGUAACCCAGCUAAAUCUAUAUGUAUCAUAUUACUGAAAUGUGCAUACUAUUGUUAUUCUAUUAUCUAUUGUUAUAUUCUACGUAAUUUACACAAUCUUGCGUAUUUGUCACAUAGGUAUCUUACACACACACACACACACACACACACACACACACACACACACACACACACUC